CUGAAAACAGGAAAAAACGGAAUGUUCCUGGACAUUCCUCCAUGUUAGACUCCGGAGAAGAUCGGGCUGUUGGGGACUGAAUAAAACUGAGAUGUUCCAGUAACCUGCAGUCUGCUCCUCGUCCAGGAGCCAUGAGCCGCCGGCGGGUUUCCGUCAAAAACCUGGGGGAGGCCGAUUGCCAGGGCUGGCUGCAGCGCAGGAAGGACGGACGCAGCUUCCUGGGAGGCAAAUGGAAAAGGUUCUGGUUUGUCCUGAAGAAGAGCUCCCUGUACUGGUACGGUAACAAGAUGGCGGAGAAGGCUGAAGGCUUCAUCAACUUGUGUGGUUUCAGCAUUGAACAGGCCACAGGGUGCAGGAAGAGACAUGUGAUAACAGCCACUCAUCCUAAUGUGGUCACCAUCUUCAUCGCUGCAGACAGCUUCACCGACAUGAAUAAGUGGAUCAGCAAACUGCGUGAAGCAGUUGGACGCAAUGAGCUCAUCAACGUUGAAGAUUGCUACAGCGAAGACAGCGAUCAGGAUACUGACGAAUCUGCGUCAGCCUCCAUUUCCCUGGAUUCUGAACUGGACCAAACGGAACCAGAAACCUCAGCAGAGGAUGUCCCACCUCUCAGUCAGUCUCUGUCCCGCUCCUCCAUGCCAGCCACCACCCUGACCUCGGACAGCAGAACCAGAACCUGUUCAGCAGGCAGCUCUUUAUGUUUGAAUCGGAGAACCACAACAACAGAACCCUCGAGUGGCAGUCAGCUCUCCGGGUUGGACCUCCCAACAUCAGGUGAUUCCAGCGAAACAACCAGGAUCCCGGAACUCUGGGUCACAGAAAAAGAGAGGCCGUCAGAUGAGAUGGAGUCUCUCUACAAACACCUGAAGGCAGCCAGACUGUCUCCGAUCGGACAGAGAGACUUCCGGGCCUCGUUUAUCCGCCGGAGUCGCAACGAGCAGAUCAACGAGAAGCUGCACCAGCUGAGGAUCCUCAGCAGCACCUUAAAGGCUAAAGAGUCAGAGCUGCAUGUGGUGGGGCAGAUCCUGGACCAUCCGGCCCUCCCAGCCCCCACCUACAGGCAGUGGAAACUGUCCAACCUUGUCCUACUGGAGGAGAUGCUGCAGCACAGCCGAGCAGCAGGGGUCGCCACCGAGCUCAGCGCAGAGACUGCAGACGAAUCAUGUGGAGAGAAAUCAGGUCGAGGGUCAGACAGUCAGACCGGAGCAGAGUUCUCACUCUGAAGACUGAACUCAUUCAUAAAAACAGAUUCCGUUCACUCAUCGGAUCCAGAAUCACUUCACUCCAGAUAUUUACAGAGAAAUGUUAGGAAAGCCUCUGUGUCCUUGUGGUCCACAGAUAGGACCUUCAGGUUCUGAUGUCAGAUGGAAAGAACUGAUUUAUCACCUCCUGAGCAGUUUCUUUGUAUGGACUGUCUUCUGUACAUUAGAAGUUACAGGGGUUGGACAAUAAAACUGAAACACCUGGUUUUAGACCACAAUAAUUUAUUAGUAGGGUGUAGGGCCUCCUUUUGCGGCCAAUACAGCAUCAAUUCAUCUUGGG
Molecule: messenger RNA, 1542 nt
Organism: Girardinichthys multiradiatus
Lineage: Eukaryota; Metazoa; Chordata; Actinopteri; Cyprinodontiformes; Goodeidae
Product: interactor protein for cytohesin exchange factors 1-like
Exons: 8
Coding region: 132-1223 (363 amino acids)
Source: RefSeq, a predicted model, not a curated record